Molecule: messenger RNA, 1108 nt
Organism: Poecile atricapillus (Black-capped chickadee)
Lineage: Eukaryota; Metazoa; Chordata; Aves; Passeriformes; Paridae
Product: methyl-CpG-binding domain protein 2-like
Exons: 7
Coding region: 141-950 (269 amino acids)
Molecular function (GO): DNA binding
Source: RefSeq, a predicted model, not a curated record
GCGCCGCGCGCCCGCUCCGCCAUCGCCGCGGGGUCCCGGCCCCGGGCCGAGCCGGGCCGGCAACACCGAGCGGCAUCGGCCGCCACCAGCCGGGCCGGCAGCUCCGGGCCUUCAACGGCCCCGUCUCGCCGGCCCGGCGUAUGGAGAAACCCGGCAGGAUGGAUUGUCCCGCUCUGCCUCCGGGUUGGAAAAAGGAAGAGGUGAUCCGUAAAUCGGGCCUGAGCGCCGGUAAAAGCGAUGUUUAUUACUUCAGCCCCAGUGGGAAGAAGUUCCGGAGCAAGCCGCAGCUGGCGCGGUACCUCGGCAAUUCCGUGGAUUUGAGCUCCUUUGAUUUCCGUACGGGGAAGAUGAUGCCCAGCAAGCUGCAGAAGAACAAACAACGCCUGAGGAACGACGCCCUCAACCCCAACAAGGGAAAGCCGGAUCUGAACACGGCGCUGCCGAUCCGGCAGACGGCGUCCAUCUUCAAACAGCCGGUGACGAAGGUGACGAAUCACCCCGGGAAUAAAGUGAGGAGCGACCCCCAGCGCCUGACGGAACAGCCACGACAGCUUUUUUGGGAGAAGAGGCUGCAAGGGUUGAGCGCUUCCGAUGUGAGCGAGCAAAUCAUCAAAUCCAUGGAGCUUCCCAAGGGAUUGCAAGGUGUGGGUCCCGGGGCGAGCCGGGAAUCGUUGCUUUCGGCCGUUGCCAGCGCUCUCCACAGCGGCUCCGCUCCCAUCACGGGGCAGAAUUCCCUGGCGGUGGAGAAGAAUCCCGGGAUUUGGUUGAACACGGCGCAGCCGCUCUGCCGCGCCUUCGUGGUCACCGACGACGACAUCCGGAAACAGGAGGAGAGGGUGCAGCAGGUGAGGAAGAAGCUGGAGGAGGCGCUGAUGGCCGACGUCGUUUCCCGCACUCAGGAUUCCAGGAAAAACUCGGAAUCGGAGCUGGAAAACGGCCGGGAAUCCUGAGAGAGGUACUUGGAUCCCCAAAGGAGAAAAUUCCAAGAAAAUUCCAAACUUUCGAGGCACUUUUUGAAUUUUUCCCCCUUCGGAUUCGCGCACAUUUUUCCGAAGGUUUUUUUUUUUUUUUUUUUGGGAAUUCCAAAAAUAUUUUUUUUGUUUAUUUU